ACUGGCUCUUUCAUUCACUUAGCUCCCACUUCACUCUCUUUUCUGCCUCUCCUCUCGCGUCCCACUCCUCAUUGCUGGAAACUCACCACCAAAGAUCAACCCUGUGACAACUAACGACCUAACUCCCCCACCUCCCCCCCUCCCCACCUCAUCAUCCACAUACUGAUUUAGCUUUAAACCCACCACCAAAGGAAGUGUGUCAAGUCUCAAGAUCCAGAGAUAUCCGCCAUGACACAACUCAACGGGGAGGAUUCGCAGAGAGCCCGACGAGGCCUCCGGCAGAUCCAGGCCAGCAUCCAGUCCCGCUCGCUGCUGGCCAGGAAGAGAGUGUCGAACAUCAGCAAGAAAAAUGUGAAGGGCUUUUUCAUAAGCAACGCCUUCGUCAUAUUCACCGUAGCAGCGGUUAUCAUCGGUAUCAUUCUGGGGUUUGGCCUGCGGCCGUACAACAUGUCCUACCGCGACGUCAAGUUCUUCUCUUUCCCUGGAGAGCUGCUAAUGAGGAUGCUGCAGAUGCUGGUGCUGCCCCUGCUCGUGUCCAGCCUCAUUACGGGCAUGGCCGCACUAGACAGCCGCACAUCGGGUAAAAUGGGCAUGAGGGCGGUGGUCUACUACACCACCACAACGGUCAUUGCCGUGUUCAUUGGCAUCGUCAUGGUGCUCAUCAUCCACCCUGGUAAAGGCUCCAAGGACGAGUUCACCAAUCAGCAGCAAAUCGAACGUGUUAGUCCCGCUGACGCCUUUCUGGACCUUAUCAGGAACAUGUUCCCUCCAAACCUUGUGGAAGCGUGCACCAAACAGUUCAAGACGCAGUACGCCAAGAGGGUGGUCCACAUCAAAGUAACGGUCAACGAGUCGGUGUUCCUGCUCAACGGGAGUCAGGUGUUGGCAAGGGAGGAGAUGAUCCCCGUACCGGGCGCCGUCAACGGGGUCAACGCGCUAGGCCUGGUGGUCUUUUCCAUGUGCUUCGGGUUGAUCAUCGGGGGUAUGAGGGACCAGGGACAGCCCCUGAGGGACUUCUUCGACUGUCUCAAUGAGGCCAUCAUGAGGCUGGUGGCCAUCAUCAUGUGGUAUGCCCCCAUUGGUAUCCUCUUCCUGAUCGCGGGUAAAAUCGUGGAAAUGGAUGACAUCACUUCAAUGGGCGGCCAGCUGGGAAUGUACACGAUCACUGUCAUCUGCGGCCUGCUAAUUCACGCCAUGGUGGUCUUGCCUACUCUCUACUUUGUGGUCACCCGGAAAAACCCCUUCGCCUUCAUCGCCGGGCUGCUGCAGGCCCUCAUCACGGCGCUAGGAACGUCCUCCAGUUCGGCCACGUUGCCCAUCACGUUCAAGUGCCUCGAGGAAAACAACAAAGUGGACAAGCGCGUGACCCGCUUUGUGCUCCCCGUUGGCGCCACCAUUAACAUGGACGGUACGGCCUUGUACGAAGCGCUGGCGGCCAUCUUUAUCGCUCAGGUGAACAACUACGACCUCAACUUUGGGCAGAUUCUCACCAUCAGCAUCACAGCCACAGCAGCCAGCAUCGGAGCGGCCGGAAUCCCCCAGGCGGGGCUGGUUACCAUGGUGAUAGUUCUCACGUCGGUGGGCCUACCCACUGAUGACAUCACACUCAUCAUCGCUGUUGAUUGGUUUCUGGACCGACUGCGCACCGUUACCAAUGUCCUGGGAGACUCCAUAGGCGCAGGCAUCGUGGAGCAUCUAUCUCGCCACGAGUUGACCAAAGACCCGGAGGUGGCCCACUCGGCAGCAGCGGAGGAAGCAGGCAAGAAGCCCUACCGGCUCAUCUGCCAGGAAAACGAGUACGAGAAUGAGAGGCCCGCCGUUGACAGCGAAACCAAAAUGUAGCACAGUUUUCUUUUUUACAACGUCAAAAUAUUUCACUUCCAAAAUUUGACACUUCAUCCCAAAUGAUCAAAGGGUGCAAACUUUUUUUAUAGGGACCGAGCCCUGCUACAAAUAGCGAAACAAAAAAAAAACAGGGCUAAAUGACACCCC
Messenger RNA from Phycodurus eques (leafy seadragon), 1992 nucleotides. Its product is annotated as excitatory amino acid transporter 1-like. Gene Ontology annotation, molecular function: L-glutamate transmembrane transporter activity; glutamate:sodium symporter activity; neutral L-amino acid transmembrane transporter activity. Gene Ontology annotation, cellular component: plasma membrane. The transcript has 10 exons. Bases 229 to 1842 code for a protein of 537 amino acids. The record is from RefSeq and is a predicted model, not a curated record. Gene Ontology annotation, biological process: L-aspartate import across plasma membrane; L-glutamate import across plasma membrane; D-aspartate import across plasma membrane. Lineage: Eukaryota; Metazoa; Chordata; Actinopteri; Syngnathiformes; Syngnathidae.